This is a messenger RNA of Pistacia vera, 843 nucleotides long. RefSeq names its product (+)-neomenthol dehydrogenase-like. The transcript is spliced from 5 exons. Gene Ontology annotation, cellular component: membrane. The coding region runs from base 1 to 843 and encodes 280 amino acids. Lineage: Eukaryota; Viridiplantae; Streptophyta; Magnoliopsida; Sapindales; Anacardiaceae. The record is from RefSeq and is a predicted model, not a curated record.
AUGGCAGAGGCAUCAUCAAAUUUUCUUGCAACAAAGAGGUAUGCUGUUGUUACCGGAGGAAACAAGGGUAUUGGAUUUGAGAUAUGUAGACAGUUAGCUUCGAAGGGGGUGAUAGUGUUGGUAACCGCCAGAGACGAGAAAAAGGGUCUUGAAGCUGUUGAAAGACUCGGACACUAUGGUCUCUCUCAACUUGUGCUUUUUCAUCGAUUAGAUGUGACGGACCCAGCUAGUAUUGCUUCUCUGGCGAAUUUCAUUACCACCCAAUUUCCAAAGCUUGAUAUCUUGGUGAACAAUGCGGGGACUGCUGGAGCAGUUAAAGACCCUGAUGCUUUUUCGAGAGCUGUGAAGCUUGCCGGUGGUUGGCCAGCAGAGCACAUAAAUUGGAAUGAAAUUUUAACUCAAACUCUUGAGAUGGCAGAAGAAUGCCUGAGUACAAACUACUAUGGUGUAAAAAGAAUGGCUGAAGCACUUGUUCCCCUUCUCCAAUUAUCUGAUUCACCCCGGAUUGUCAACGUCACCUCUUUGCUAGGAACGUUGAAGAAUGUUCCUGGUGAAUCAGUCAAAGGAGUGCUACUUGAUGUUAAUAGACUUACCGAAGAGAGAUUGGAUGAGUUAUUGAACAAAUUUCUGAAGGAUUUCAAAGAGGGGUGGUUAGACAAAGAAGGUUGGCCAGUGUAUCAAUCAGCAUACAUAGUCUCAAAAGCAGCUAUGAAUGCUUACACAAGAAUUCUGGCAAAGAAGUGCCCGCGUUUCAUGAUAAAUUGUGUUUCCCCAGGCUUUGUCAUGACUGACAUGAAUUGCAAUGUUGGCCUCUUGACUGUUGCUGAAGGAGCUGAAAGAUGA